Brachypodium distachyon (stiff brome) is the source of this 1014-nucleotide messenger RNA. RefSeq lists its product as uncharacterized. The transcript has a single exon. The coding region runs from base 1 to 1014 and encodes 337 amino acids. The record is from RefSeq and is a predicted model, not a curated record. NCBI's taxonomy places the organism in Eukaryota, Viridiplantae, Streptophyta, Magnoliopsida, Poales, Poaceae.
AUGCCAAUCAAGUAUGCCAAGAAUGACAAGCAAAGAGUGAGGGCUCAUUGUGCAGAUGAUUGUCCGUGGUAUCUUUUUGCAGCACCUGACAGUAGGACCAAGAGCUUUGUUGUCAAAACUCUUGCGGACCGUCACACAUGCACAAGGGUGUGGGAGCUAAAACAGUUCACAUCUAACUAUUUAGCUGCCAAAUAUAUGGAGAAUUUCAGAGCAGAUGACAAGAUGACCCUAAGGAAUUUUGCAAGAUUGGUGGAGAAAGACUAUGACAUGACUCCAUCAAGAAGCAAGAUUGCAAGAGCUAGAAGGCUUGCGAUGAGAGAGAUUUAUGGUGAUGAAAUAGGACAGUACAAUCUGAUACGGGACUAUGCAGGUGAGAUUAGAAGAUCAAAUCCUGGAAGCACAAUGUAUGUGAAUGUGAUUAAUGGUCACUUCAGCAUCACAUGCAUCUCAUUAGAUGCAUGUAAGAGAGGCUCCAUGACAAGUUGUAGGCCAUUUAUUUGCUUAGAUGAGUGCCACAUUAAGACCAAAUUUGGUGGCCAGUUGUUGACAGUUGUGGGCAUAGACCCUAAUGACUGCAUUUACCCCUUUGCCAUGGCUGUAGUGGAGGUGGAAGACACCAGUUCUUGGACUUGGUUUCUUAGCACUUUGAAGGCAGACCUAGGAAUUGAUAACACAAGCCAAUGGACAGUAAUGAGUGAUAGGCAAAAAGGGCUUAUCAAUGCUGUAACUGCUGUGUUUGCUGGCUCAGAACAAAGAUUUUGUGUGAGACAUUUAUACCAGAAAUUCAGCGAAACUUGGAAGGGAGAAAUUUUCAAGAACAAGCUAUGGGCCAUUGCUAGAUCCAAUAACAUGGCUGAUUGCACUAGGAAUAUGGAAGAGAUGAGGGCUAUGGAUGAGGAAGCUUAUGACUAUUUGGCAGCUAUUGACCCUAGUUCAUGGUGCAGGGCAUAUUUCAGUGAGUUCCCUAAGUGUGAUCUGCUGCUGAACAACAACUGUGAAGUUUUUAACAAGUAA